GUAGGUUUGUUGACAAGAAUUACGUUACUCAAAGUUACGUACGUAUUGCGCGUUGCUGUUUGCUGGCUGUUUAUGUGUGCACUAAGAAGCAGAAAAGCGUUUGUUAAUAAAUUAUACAAAAGAACAACGAUUAAGGCAUGGGAAAACCGACGAAUAUCAACCUGGCAACUAAUUUCUCCUCUUGCCAUGGUCAGAAGCAAAGCGAUGUGGAGUGCCUAGUUUUCGAAACUGCGACGCGCAUUGAAGGCAUUAUAGGGAAAUACAACCAAAAUAAUGAAAAUGCGUUCUUCGUCGGUCAGACGGAAUAUAAAGUUCGAUUCCCAUUCCUUGAAAGUGGAGUCGACAACAGCGUCCUUGACUGCGCUCAAUUUUUGGGCAACCAUGCAUGCGCCAAUAAAAAAGAAUAUAUCAACCAUGAGAAGAUCGAGGCACAGGCUGAGUCGUCUUUCGAGGAAGAGGCACAGCCUGACUCGCCUUUCGAGGAAAAGGCACAGCCUGACUCUUCAUUCAAGGAAGAGGCCCAGCCUGACUCUUCAUUUAAGGAAGAGGCCCAGCCUGACUCUUCAUUCAAGGAAGAGGCCCAGUAUGACUCGGCAUUCAAGGAAGAGGCACAGCCUGACUCUUCAUUCAAGGAAGAGGCCCAGCCUGACUCUUCAUUCAAGGAAGAGGCCCAGCCUGACUCGGCAUUCAAGGAAGAGGCACAGCCUGACUCUUCAUUCAAGGAAGAGGCCCAGCCUGACUCGGCAUUCAAGGAAGAGGCACAGCCUGACUCUUCAUUCAAGGAAGAGGCCCAGCCUGACUCUUCAUUCAAGGAAGAGGCCCAGCCUGACUCUUCAUUCAAGGAAGAGGCCCAGCCUGACUCUUCAUUUAAGGAAGAGGCCCAGCCUGACUCUUCAUUCAAGGAAGAGGCCCAGCCUGACUCUUCAUUUAAGGAAGAGGCCCAGCCUGACUCUUCAUUCAAGGAAGAGGCCCAGUAUGACUCGGCAUUCAAGGAAGAGGCACAGCCUGACUCUUCAUUCAAGGAAGAGGCCCAGCCUGACUCUUCAUUCAAGGAAGCGGCCCAACCUGACUCGGCAUUCAAGGAAGAGGCACAGCCUGACUCUUCAUUCAAGGAAGAGGCCCAGCCUGACUCGGCAUUCAAGGAAGAGGCACAGCCUGACUCUUCAUUCAAGGAAGAGGCCCAGCCUGACUCUUCAUUCAAGGAAGAGGCCCAGUAUGACUCGUCAUUCAAGGAAGAGGCUAUAACACUGCCCGGUGAGACGAAAGCUCAGCAAGUAAAAUCCAAGGAUGAUGGGCUGAUCGGAGAUGGCACUGCUGCUUCUUCGACAUAUAGCUACGACAGUGAUGACAACGUAGUGGAGGAGCACGAAAAGGAUAAGGAACCUGGAAAUUGCUUCCGUGGACAGGCCGUACCGAAGUGUUGUUUGACGGAUUCAGUUUUUAUGAUCGAUAGACCCAGAUGUGCAGUGAUGUUGAAGCAGGAGCUGCGCCGCUUCUCCUUGUUGUCCUUGGACGCCGCCAAACGCCAAGCCAAAUUCAAAAUCAGUGUAACCAAUGUGUACAGCCCCUUUCAGUUUUGGUUCCAAAUCGCUGAUGAAAAUUGUCCUUACGAUCUGGAAAAUCUGCAUUUGGCGAUGAACGACUUUUACCAAGAACGGCGCCGACCCGCCGAAAGCAGUUACCAGAAGCCUAUCACUCGGUUUUUCCUACGCCCUGGAUACAUUUGUGCCGCCCGUCCAAAGUGGGGUGGCUGGAAGCGGGUUCGCAUUGUGUCCGCACCACAGGAAAAUACUACGGACGUUUCUGUCUUCUACGUGGACUAUGGCCGUCUGGAGAAGUGUGCAAGCGAAGAACUACGUUUUUUACCAAAAUUGUUCAGCAAUAUUCCGGCCAUGGCCGUCAGGGGAGCACUCUCGCAUAUCCAUCCGCUGAAUCACACUUGGCCGGCCGACGUAACGGAGGAGCUCCGUGCCGCAGUUUUGCGGCGCGAGACGUUUGCCCAUAUCAUUGAGGCGGACCAGCAGGAUGAGAUCUAUUCAAUCAAAAUAUACCAACACAACCGGUCUGAUGAGUCGCUAAACAGCAAAAUGAUUCUGGAGAAACUCGCGGGCGAAAGCGAUCAUUUUGACGAGCGUAUCAUCAAACAGCAUUGUGGCCGCCGCAUUCGCUACUUGUGCGAGCGUCUUCCCACCUUUGAAAUGCUCGAGACUGGUGUGUUUCCCAUGGAUGCGGAUAAGGAUCUAGAUUUUGUGAAAUAUUUCAAUGGAAUCAUGUCCGCAACAUCGUAUUUUAGGGAAUUUAAGAUUCCCACGAGCCACAACCCCCUUCGGCAGGACCUUGAAAAGGCGCUGCGUGACUGGAUGGUUGGCUACAAGAAGGAGCAGAUGCCCUUGCAGAAAUUGCAGAGGGAAGCCGCGCGUAGGGCUAAGGAGAAGGAGAAAAAUCGUCGCACUUCUUACGAAAAAUUAUUUUACAAAAGAAAGGAUUAAAAUUAAAAUAAAAUAAACAUCUACAAUCGCAUCUAUUAA
Molecule: messenger RNA, 2528 nt
Organism: Drosophila miranda
Lineage: Eukaryota; Metazoa; Arthropoda; Insecta; Diptera; Drosophilidae
Product: KH domain-containing protein akap-1
Exons: 6
Coding region: 138-2489 (783 amino acids)
Biological process (GO): spermatogenesis
Source: RefSeq, a predicted model, not a curated record